GAAGCAGUCGCGGUAUACUCUUCGAAUUUAAGUAAAUAAUAUUAAAUACAUCCGUGUGUUCGCUGCCAUGAAGCGAGGAAGGUGCGUCAAUCUAGCGAUCUUCACAUCAAUGCUCAUCGCUCAGUGCGUCGCAGUACCGAUACGUGAGGAUGCACCUGGCAUUGAAAUUAUGCCGGCCGAGAUUUCAAAUAGUGGUUUGGAUUACGUCGUCGUGAACAAUAGAAGGCCAGAUGAUACACCGCCAGUAAACUCGAAUGUGAAACCAGCUGUUGUCCAGCAAAACAGUGUCUAUCAGCAACCAUACCAACCCCAGCAACAACUGCAGUAUUUCCCGCUGGAGCAACCACAAUAUGCAACCGUGCAGAGGCCACAGCAGCAGCAACAGCAACCAUACUGGUAUCAACAGCCGGUCUAUCAGUAUCAAGGGCAGCCAUCAAGACCAUACUACGAGCAACAAUAUGCGAGGCCCAGUUUAACGGGAGCUUCCUCUUCGCCAGGUAUUUUACAAACGAUCGCCAACGCUUUUGGCUUAACGGGAGGCAGCAGCUCUACCGCACCGGCACCAAACAGCAUCAGCAAUCGAUUUAGUAUACCUUUCCUUAUUGGAUAGACCCGCUGACCUCUUUUAAUAAAAAAUGCUGGAUGUUUCAUAAA
Molecule: messenger RNA, 654 nt
Organism: Anopheles aquasalis
Lineage: Eukaryota; Metazoa; Arthropoda; Insecta; Diptera; Culicidae
Source: RefSeq, a predicted model, not a curated record